Messenger RNA from Fusarium graminearum PH-1, 2433 nucleotides. RefSeq lists its product as uncharacterized. Bases 1 to 2433 code for a protein of 810 amino acids. Gene Ontology annotation, cellular component: nucleus. Gene Ontology annotation, biological process: double-strand break repair via nonhomologous end joining. The record is from RefSeq and is a predicted model, not a curated record. The transcript has a single exon. Gene Ontology annotation, molecular function: DNA binding; DNA-directed DNA polymerase activity. NCBI's taxonomy places the organism in Eukaryota, Fungi, Ascomycota, Sordariomycetes, Hypocreales, Nectriaceae.
AUGGCCUCACUAGAGGAAAAGGAGGCGUGGUUCAAACAACUCCAGACACCUGAUAGUGAUGAUGAGUUUGAUACAGAAGAGGAACAAGAAAGGCUACGAUGUCGCAGAUUUUUUGUCUCCAAAUCGAAACCAAAAUCACAACCGACUCCUAAACCUCAAGCAAAAGAGUCCCUUGUGUUGGACAUCACCAAUGAUGAAUCUCAAUACUCAAGAGUGACGCCUAGGAGAGUCGCCUCGGCCCCGUCACCAGCACCCGCCCAAGGGCCAACGAUUAUCAAGGGAACGCCAAUGACAGCUUUGGGCCAGAAGAGUAGACCCGCCACGCUCUUGAAUCAGCGUGGUGAUGGGGCUAUUCUAGUUGAUGAUACACCUGUCCCCGACACUGCUCGCCCGACGCAGAGGAUUCUACCCAGGAGCGAUUCUUCGCCCCUCCUUGCCUCCCUGAGAAGUCUCGGCCAAGCGGUCGUUGAGUCUCCUUCACCAAGCCUGACAACGAAGAAAAGGAAGCGCGAGUCUUUACCCAAGUUCCGGCCAGAGAGUGAGCAAAUCUUGAAAGGUAUUACUUUCUUCUACGUUCCUGAUGAUGACAUCGCGCCGGUUCGGAGGUUGCGCAUCACAAGGGCACGCGAGUUUGGUGCAACCUGGGUGCGAGCGCCGCACCUUGCAACCCACAUUGUGGUGGAGAAGCAUAUCAAGUUCCACGAGCUGGAGGGUAUUUUGAAGAAAAUCAACAGGACUCUUCCACCCAAAGUGGUCAACGAUGAAUAUUUCAUCGACUGCGCCCGGUUCAAGACCCUCCUUCAAUCCAACCAAAAACAGUACUGCCUUAUAGGCCAACCUGUGACCGCCGAAAAUGAGUCCUCAGUUGUUCCACGCAGCCCUUUGGAGUCGGCUCACUCAUUACCACUCAAGCCGCUUGUGAAAAACUCGAGGCGAUGGGACCAUGUCCCUAUUCAAGGUACCCCAGAGAGGAGCGAACAAUCACCUCAUCAAAGUCAAAUACCUGAGACCCCUGCUUCCUCAGAUUCGCAGCCUGUGAUACUCAACCUUCAAGAUAUGGUCUCGUCUCGUCCUGGCAGUGCGGCUCAUUCCCGAAAUACUUCCCUGUCAGCUGUACAAGAUACCGACAGUGCUAGGCGAGUUCAGAAAGAAGACGAGCAGAAAGACGAGCUGUCUGAAUAUAUCAAGAUAAUGGCCGAGUAUAAGGACCUCCCAUUAGAUGCAGAUGAUGAAGACGCUCAAACUGUCACAUAUAUGGGAGAUAUGGAACCAGAAGAACAAUGUCUUUCAGGCUCAGAAGACGAGAUUACCAAUGCACGCAAGUCGAGAAGGAAGACGAGAUCAAGCGGCAAAUACAUCGCUUUCGAGGAUCGGUUUUCAUGCAACUCAGCAGGGGCAAAGGACGCUAAAGCGGGGAAUCCUAAUGCCCGCACAAUCGAGGUCCUACAAAAGAUGUCUGAUUACUACAACCGUAUCGACGACCACUGGCGAACAACGGCGUACAGAAAAGCCAUCAGCACUCUGAAGCGCCAAGAGACCAAGAUCACAUCUGCUGAAGAAGCGCAACGGUUACCCAGCGUGGGAACCCGCCUGGCGCAAAAGAUUGAGGAGAUUGUCACGACCGAUAGGCUACAGCGACUUGAGUUCGCCCAAAAGGAACCAAUGGACGAGGCACUCCAACUAUUUCUGAGUAUCUACGGCGUGGGAAAUAGCCAGGCUCAACAGUGGCUGGCACAAGGGUUCCGAACACUGGAGGACCUGAAGGCCAAGGCUAAACUCUCACCAAACCAGUCGUUAGGCAUCGAGCAUUACGCCGAUCUUAACACUAGAAUCCCUCGAAGUGAGGUAGAAGCUCUGGGCCUUGUUGUAAAGAGAACCGCCCAGCAUAUCGAUCCAGAGGUGGAGCUCAUUAUUGGAGGCAGCUACCGAAGAGGAGCAGAAACAUCUGGUGACAUUGACUUGAUCAUCACAAAGUCGAAUACCGAGUCUUCAGCUGAUCUGCGGCCUUUCCUCGACAGUCUUGUUCAGCGCCUCGAGACAGAAGGGUUCCUUGUGGCACGACUAGCAUCAUCUCGGUCUACCAGUGACGGAAGUAAAUGGCAUGGCUGCUGCGUGCUCCCCAAGGUCAGUGGUUUUAGCGACGACGACUACAAACCCGUUUGGCGGCGCAUUGAUUUCUUGCUUGUGCCCGAGUCCGAAAGGGGUGCCGCUUUGCUAUACUUCACCGGCAACGACAUCUUCAACCGCAGCAUGCGCCUGUUGGCUUCCAAAAAAGGAAUGAGACUGAACCAGCGCGGCUUAUACAAGGAUGUCAUGCGUGGUCCGCAAAGAGUCAAGGUUACAGAGGGAGAGUUGGUGGAGGGACGAGACGAACGAAAAAUCUUUGAUAUUCUUGGUGUUAAAUGGAGAGAACCUCAUGAACGAUGGUGCUAA